Molecule: messenger RNA, 4546 nt
Organism: Asterias rubens (European starfish)
Lineage: Eukaryota; Metazoa; Echinodermata; Asteroidea; Forcipulatida; Asteriidae
Product: Fanconi anemia group A protein homolog
Exons: 36
Coding region: 69-4349 (1426 amino acids)
Biological process (GO): interstrand cross-link repair
Cellular component (GO): Fanconi anaemia nuclear complex
Source: RefSeq, a predicted model, not a curated record
UUUCUGGGGGCGUGUUUUUAUAAAAACCGGUCUGUCAACUCGUCGUCAACUCGCUUGUUUUGAAGAUCAUGAUGGAGCAGGCAGUCUUCAACCUCAUCGAUCGAAAUCAGAAUUUCGAAGAACUUUUGAGAGAGGCCACUGAAGGAGUUGAUUUUGAUAAUGGCAGCAUCGCAGACAACCAACUCAUACCGCACUCAACGCAUCAUUCAGCUCCAGUGACAACCCAGACAAGUUUGCAGCAUUUAUCAAUUGAAGCUUGCCUAUCAUGUAUCCAAGCCCAGUCCCACAUCACUGGAUUGCCGAUAUCAACAGUUGCUGCAAAUGAGUGUGUGAAAGAGUUGAGCCAUUUAUUACAAGAUCACCAAAGAAAUGACAAUGAGCAACAGAAGAGGUUUGCGUUCCUGGUCCUGCUCUUAAACAAGUUGGUCUCAGAGCAGACUCUCAGUAGGACGUACUUCAUAGAACAACUCAGCUCUAAGGUGCAAGAUUUACCAUUGGAGUUGCUAUGGCAACUGCACGCCUGUUCUGCAAUCCGAUUGGAUCAGUACAUUGAAUGCAUCGUGGAUCGUCCGAUGGUGUUGAAGAAGUUCGCCAAGAACUUUUCAGAAAUCUGUUCAAGACCAGAUGAAGGACACAACGAAAGAAAAACGAUUAAAAGGGAUGUCCUUGAAGUCUUGGUGAGGUGUGGAUAUUCCAGACCUGUCAACACACUGGAACUGAAUCAGCGACUGGCCGAGCGAUCACAGAUGAUUCUAGACGACACAGUGUUAGAUUUGUUGAAGUUGCAAGAGCAGUGCAUGACCAAGAGAGAUGAUGAACAAUCGCCCGUCGCUCAUCCUGUAGCAGAGCUGUGUCAGGCAAUCAGAUGCCAUCCUUUCCUGGACAAGGACAUCAUCUCAAGAUUCACCCUGAGGCAGCUCAGGAAUAUACUGUGCAGUCACCCUGAGGAGUUUCAGGUGACAGAAGCAAUUGCUAAGCAACAUGGCGAGUGGACAUACAGCAAGGCACCACAAAGCAUGACAAGCAUGUUUACCCAGUUACUGCUGGCCAAUACAGAUAAACAGAUAUAUACUGUGCUCCAACAAGCACUACAAGAUGAUACUGCAAAGGUCAACUGGCACCACACUCUAGUUCUUGUGUCUGUUUUCUGCGUUUGUUGUAAGGAAGGCUCUUCAUUAAUCUGUGGUCUGGUUUCGUCUUUACUCAGCGAGUCGUUUGAGAGCUGUCGGGUUUCUUAUCUCUAUACUGCGUUCCUAUUGGCUAGACAAGCCUCAGCUGAGAGGUCAUGUGAUUUUCCAUCGUACAACCAGUGGUUUAAGAACCAGUUUGCUACAGGGUCAAGUCCCUACCUCGUUUCAACCAAAACGGUUACUUUCUUCAUGGACUUUUUAAAUAGUCUGGUACCACAUGAGCCUGUGCAUUACUUGAAGACACAUUAUCAACAUCGCCCGUCUGUUCCUCCAAAAUGUCAAGAACUUAUCACGGACUACGUAGCUCUUGCCAGGACUCGCAUUGCAGACUUCGGGGACAUUCCUCAGGCUGGCAGUUGCGGAGGACCAAGCAUGGGGCAGACUUCUCAGACGGAGAAUCAGGAAGCAGCCGAAGAUGUUGAAAAAUCAGUAACAGCAUUUAAGAAGACUGGCCUCAUACCUCAGAAGGUCUUGCAGCUAAGAACUUUUAGACGUCCAUAUUACUUGAGGCAGUUCCUACCUACACUCUUGUCUACAAGAAUGCUACCGGAAGUACCAGACAGCAAGAUGAAUCUCAUAGAUGCGUUGAAAAGCGCUGAAAAAAUUCCUUUGCCUAUGUACCAGAGGUACACAGCUGCUUGCAAGCAGGAACUCAAUAUGCUUCUUGAAGGUGUGUCAAUUGAGGAUAUGGAGGAUAUGACCUUCGACCCCAUGGAUCGUCUGACAGAAUGUUUGGACACGUUACCACAGCAACUUACAGCAGUAGACGUAUCGGAAGCCAGUUAUUAUGCAGAAACAGCAGAGAAACUUUCCCUAAUACCAGGAAAGGUUAGCGCCGUAUUGGAGGACCUAGCACCUAGAGACAGUCAGAAUCCUAGCGUGGACUUCAUUGUGAUAGACAUCCUUGAAAUGAACUCCAUAAUGCCGAUUCUAAUGAAGGUCACAGAUCUGCUACUCGGCUGUUACUGCAAAACGUACACACUGCUGGUCUCAUCUCAACGUCCCUGUACCGCACUGACUGAACAAUUCAGCUCCUUGCUGGCAACCCAGGGGAGCCUCCAUCACCCCUUGUAUCACCGGUUGUUCACCCUCAUUUGUCACCAGGGAGAUAGUUUAUCCGGGGGCCACGUCAGAAGUCUCUCCAGUCUCCUGGUACAUAUGAGUGCCCUGGGCAAGAGGUUACCCCAUGUCAAGCUUCAGACUCAACAUGGCAAGCUUAAGGAGGGAGAGGAACCAGACCAUUUCACCCUGCUCAACCUCAUUACCAGAGAAUUGCAGCACCGCAGUGGUCCUGCAAUGGAGUUAACUUUGAGGUUCUGUACAGCGGUUUUGGAGAGCUUUCCCGGUGACCUCAAAGCAAAAAGAGAUGACAUUGUCCCCUUAUCUCUGAAGCAAAAGUUUUGUUACUUGCAGCCUCGGCUUCAUCCUGAAACUCGGACUGAGUUUAUCUCGGCGUUAGGGUCUCAAAGAGGCAGCUUGCCUACAAACAUGGCUGAAAAUGCCGGGACGUCUUCCUCAAAGUCGGAGAGCUGGAGUUCAUUUGGCUUCAAAGAUUGUGUGCCAAGAAAACAGCAGCUUGACUUGGACGAGUGGCUUAAGGUAGAGCUGAGAGUUCAUUCCUGUCAAGAUUGUCUCACUGAAUCUCAACGGAAGAAUUACCAUCACUGGGUGUUGUACCACUGCCAUCUCCCUCAACUCAUACAGUCCUCCGAAGGCCAGAAUCCCUCGAGUGCUUAUAGAACGGCCUGCGCAAAGAUCCUGAAUGCUGUACUAGACAACCACAGCGAGCCGUCCGGUAGGAGUGUACAACUGUGCCCUCAUGGGGUCAGACAUGGCCAGCCGGGGGGAGAGUCAGGAAGAAUGGGUUGUGGACUGGGCAGGGAUCUUAUACAAAUCUUACAGGAACUUCUUUUAGUCUGGUCCACAACCCUCCAGGAGGGGACAGCUCCACCAAGCGAGGAUGAAGGUUGUUCGUGGCUACUCAGAGAGUGGGAAACCAGACUAGAGAAGCUGAGUGGUCAGGGGACUGGGCUAGCGAUGGCUUUGGAAGUUUCUAACCAAAUGAUGGUGAUGCAGAGUCUGCAGCCACAUCUUCUCUUCGUGGACUGUCUCUGGCAGAUUCCAUCCCGGUCAGCGGUCAAACAUCUAACCUCCUACAUCAACACACAUCUGAAGGAACAUGUACAAGAUGGCUUCUGCUCUUUCCCAUUCGAGGUGGUUACAGUUAUUUUUCAGGGUGCAAUGCAGCUUUACACACAAGCCCAACGCAGUGGUGCAUCCGCUGGUAGGGUCGACGAAGUGGUGUCUGCAAUAGAGGACUUACUUGUCGAGUGCCCGCUGUUUACUGUCUCUUUUCUCAGUCAUUGGGAUGUACUGGGUCAUCAAACGAACCCAUUCUCGAUUCUGAAUCAGCUGAACACAAUCAUCCAUAAAGUAUGGGGUGAUGAGACACAGACGAGCUGUCCCCAAGCUGAUGAUGGCGCUCUACAUCAGGCUGCGCCAGAAACUUGGAUUUUGAUCAUCAGUUCCAUGAAGCUGCUUCAGUGUAGAGGACGCAAUGCGGAUCACCUGAGCAGCUUGCAGGAAAAUCUCAUCUGUAAACUCAAAGAAUUCUUCCUGGAGCCUGAGAUACGGCAAUGUCUGUUUGAGUAUCAUGUUGCGGAGGCUGCGUGGCUGUUAUUAUCAAAUGCUGAUGAUUCUACAGAGAUUGAAGAUUGUUUGAAGGUAGCGUCAUCGCUGCUCAGUAAAACCCCCAGCUGUCUCAAGGCAUGCACAGCAGGUGACUCUGUGUUGGAGAGAGACAUCCUACCCAGCUUAGUCACCAGGCUCUAUCCAGUCAUCUGUUUCAGAAUUCUACUGCAGAGUGAAUGUCAGUGUGUGUUGAGGCAAGCACGUACAGACCCGCAGUUACUGAUCGCCUUAUUAAACAUGUACGCAUCAUUAAUGACCCUUCACUGUCAUCAGCCAAUAACAGAUCAGCGUUUGGACUCAAGGUCAGGUGAUCAACAGAUUGUCAACUUUGAGUUUCUUCAGUCAAGUCUAGCUCUAGUUCAAGGAGUGAUACAACAGAGCUCUCGCCAGAACCUAGCAACGGUAGAUGUAGCAACCUUAGCCGAUACUGAUCCAGAACUUGCUAACAUGAUUCUACAAAGACUGUAGGCCUCAAAGACUGUAGGCCUCAAAGACUGUAGGCCUCAAAGACUGUAGGCCUCACCUUUAAAUCACCUCAAGCUUUCACAUCAACCCUUAGCUAUUGUUAUAUUGUUGUCUGGUAACGAGGUAAAGGCACUGGACACUAUUGGUAAUUACUCAACAAAAUUGUUAGCAUAAAAACUUACUUGGUAACGAGCAAUGAA